This is a messenger RNA of Oryzias melastigma (Indian medaka), 4082 nucleotides long. It is a transcript of the gene fbh1, whose product is annotated as F-box DNA helicase 1. Gene Ontology annotation, molecular function: 3'-5' DNA helicase activity; protein binding; DNA binding. The coding region runs from base 382 to 3603 and encodes 1073 amino acids. The record is from RefSeq and is a predicted model, not a curated record. Lineage: Eukaryota; Metazoa; Chordata; Actinopteri; Beloniformes; Adrianichthyidae. Gene Ontology annotation, cellular component: nucleus. Gene Ontology annotation, biological process: double-strand break repair via homologous recombination; replication fork processing. The transcript has 21 exons.
AAGAAAAAAAAGAAGACGACGAAGAAGAAGUGGACCAAUUACAGCUCGAACACCAACUUGUUUGGAUUCACACGGUUUCGGUCGAAGUCUCUGGUUUUGGUCUCCUCGAAAUUAAAUUGACGUUUCAGUAUAGCUGCUUGUUCGUGUUUACGCACUGUUGUAGUUUGUGUUUUAUUUUUGUGCUCGUUGUUGUUAUAAAAGAGAUGAAACAGUAAAGUUGACACAGCAACACAAGCUAGCAAAACUCUGGAGGCUGGUGUUUGCGUCGAGGUUGGUCUUUUUAAAACCCUAAAUGUUCGGAGGAUUUUCCCGUUUUUAUUAAAUUUCUUAGCCUAUCAGCCAUUAUGUGACUUUGUUACUAAGAAACCGACGCGCGCAGAGAUGGAAGUGGCCGCCAAAGGCAGAGCCAAGAGAAAACAUCUGGAUGCUCGGGACUGCGCUGAACUUGGACGGAGUGCAAACGGGACAGAUGUUCUGACCCAGCCCCACACAUCGAACCAUGCGCUGGGGAAGCGCAACCCAAACCGGGGGCUCUAUCCCAGGUCACCGGCAAAGCGAAAGAAACCCGCUGCUGCAGCGUCUGGAAGUCCUUGUGGUAAACAGCAGCCCAUCAACAGCUUCUUCUCUGUGACUAAAGUCCUCAGCUCCAGCCCACUCAAGUCCCCUCGGCCGUCCACAUCUGGAUUUCCCUGCCAACAGUUAAUGGACGCUGAUGAGGAAGAAGAUGAUGAUGAUGCUAGCCUUCUGGCUGCUUCGGUUGAAGCAGAGGCUGUGGCAGCAGAUGAUGAGGAGGAGAUUGAUGACACUAGCUUGUUAGCUGCUGAGAGACUCCAAGAGCUGGACGGGGAAAAGAGGGUUUGUGUGGAUUCCUGCCGUUUAACUGUGGGAGUGGAGCACAAGGAAACGGUGAACCUCAAUGAAGAUCCCCUGGAAGGAAUGACAGCAGAGAUGUUUGGGGAUGAUGAGGAAUUUGAAAAGUACGGCAUCGACGACGAUGAGGAAGAGGUGGAGCCCCUCCCUGACGCUCACUACGGACUCCUUGGCAGUAACAGCGUCUUGCAGGAACCGCAGGGCUGCAUGGACGACCUUCCGGAGGAAGUGCUGGAGCAGAUCUUGAGUCUGGUUCCUGCUCCCGACCUCUACCGCAGCGUCAGCAUCGUCUGCCAUCGAUGGAAGAACAUCGUGGAGAAUCCCAAGUUUGUGCCGUACAAGAAGCAGUACUACCGCUACACCAUGAGAGAAGUGGAGACAGUGCAGAAGAUCGUCAACAUCCUGAAGAACAGUGGGAUGAUUGGAGCCAGAUCUUCAGACCACUGCAUACGAAGUCUCAUUCUAUUGAUGGCUCAGCACGAGGUUGGAGAGCGGGUCCGGCCCGAGGACGUUCUGGAGUGCGUCAAGAAGCAUCGGCUCUACCCUCAGGCGGAGGCCUCCAUCAGGUUACGCGUUCCUGAUGUUCAGAAGUUCUUUCACGUUAACUCUGGGGGUCCAAACCCAUACGCAGCCAUGGCUGCCAUUCUGGUUCUGAGUGAGAGUGUCGGGGAUGUGGAGGACCUGGUGUUCCUGCUGCGCAGGAGCAUCUCGCUCACUGCAGUCACGGAGUUUCUCAGCCACAUGGCCACCAUGCUGCUUGCUUUGGACAGAAACAGAGUUCAGAUCAGCAACAGGCUACAUUACAACAUCUACUACGUCCUUCAUCUGAUGGAGAACGGACCGUUUGUCUCUGGCUCUGCUCAGGACGGGCAUCCUCAGAUCUACCUCACACGAGAGCAGCAGCAGAUCCUCAGCCACAAGAUCCAGCAGGACCACGUGGUCAAAAUCAUCGCGUUUGCAGGCACAGGAAAGACCACCACGCUGAUGAAGUUUGCAGAACAGCGACCUCACCUCCGCUUCCUCUACGUGGCUUUCAACAACUCUGUGGCGUGUGAGGCGCGCCGCCGCUUCCCCAGCAACGUGGACUGUAAGACCGUCCACUCCCUGGCCUAUAAAGACGUCGGGAAAAGAUAUGCAUUAAACAAGAAGCUGUCCUUCAACUUGGCGCCGUUCUCCAUCAACUGCGUUUUGCCCUCUGGACGGGGCGGCUUCACCAAAGCCAAAGUGGUGACCACCACGCUGAAGAACUUCAUGGCUUCCACCGAUGCGGCCAUUUCCACCGAGCACGUUCCCAACUGCUACCCGUCAUCCGAGAGCAACUACGAGUGGAUCCCCGAGUCUGAACAACAGUUGUUUGCUGAAGACGCGAAGGAGAUUUGGAGAAGAAUGAAGGAUCUUAAAGAGAAGUCGAAACACGCCUAUUACAUGCCUCAUGAUGGUUAUCUGAAGCUGUGGCAGCUCCAAGACCCAAAGCCCUGCCUGUCUGACCGCUACGACGUCCUCUUCAUCGAUGAAGCUCAGGACUGCACCCCCGCCAUCUUGGAUGUGCUGCUGUCUCAGCGCUGCGGGAAGGUCCUGGUUGGAGAUCCGCACCAGCAGAUCUACACCUUCAAAGGCGCCAUCAAUGCCCUGGAAAUCACCAGGCACACUCACGUGUUUUACCUGACGCAGAGUUUCCGCUUCGGGGCUGAGAUCGCCUAUGUGGGCGCAACUGUUCUCAAAGUCUGCAAGAGAGUGAACAAGAUUCUGGUUGGAGGAAAGCAGAGUGGCAACGUCUGCGAUCAGUCUGCCGCCGAGGCUUUGGUGGCCAGGAAGACCGGACUGAGCCAGAGCAGAGGGAAGAUUGGCAUCCUGUCCCGGUGUAACUUCACCGUCUUUGUCCAGGCGGUCAACCUCACAAACGCCAACCCGCUCUGCCGGAUCCACUUCAUUGGGGGCGUCAAAAGAAUCGGGCUGGAAAAGAUCAUGGACAUCUUCCAACUCCUGAACCAGGACAGAGAAAAGAGGAAAUCAAACUCCAUCAGAGAUCCUCUUAUCCGCUGCUUUUCGUUCAAGAAGGAGAACGGCUUCCAGGCUCUGAAGAAAUAUGUUUUACAGACGGAUGACAAAGAGCUGGAGGGAAAACUCACCAUCGUAGAGAGGUACCAGAAGAAUCUUCCUGAGGUGGUGAAUCGGCUGGAAGCCUGCAGCGAAAGUGACAUGAAAUAUGCUGACUUCAUUCUUGGGACGGUCCACAAAGCUAAAGGGCUGGAGUUUGACACAGUGAUCAUGACGGAUGACUUCACCAACAUCCAGACGUCCAGACACAACACGCAGCACUCUCUUGAGUCUAUGAUCCAUAAAAUCCCAGCGGACGAGUGGAACCUGAUUUACGUGGCUGUGACUCGCGCCAGGAGGUGUCUGGUUUUUAGCAACACCAUCCUGCAUCUUCUCACCGUGGCGGGGGAGUACUUCCUGAAGUCAGAGAUGCCCGUGGCGGGCUCUGGACCUCCACCCUGCUCCGUCUCAGACUGUCCCAACUGCCUGACUCCAGGCUCCGCCUUCAUCAUGUCGAAGAAGAAGAUCUACUGUACUGAAGGCGUGACUUUCAGCGGGCCGCUGUGCGAGCGCUGCGUGUGGGUGCGCGUCGGCCCCGUGGCGUUCCUCAUGACGGACGACGUGCUCUCCAUGGCAGAGAUCCCACGAGGACCGCAGCCGGCGAUCAACGAUCGAUGGAUAAUGGUUCUGUUGUAGGUGCUCGUUUUCGUUGGUGGUGUUGGUCCUCACCGUUCAUCAACGCACAAAAGGAAUGAACGCUAACAACUGUUUUUACUUUACUGUGUCAAAGUAUUUCAACAGGCUGGAAAUUGUUAAAUAAGACUUUUUAAUUAUUUUUUGUCAUAGGAAAUGUUUUAUUGUUUUGUAACCUUCAUUUGUUUUGUAUGAAACAUCCAACUGAAAAAAGACCUGCAGUUACCACAACUGUUCACUAGGGGGCAGCAAAUGAGCUGAGACAAGGAAACUGGAGUAAGCAAGAUCAACAGAUCAAGCUAGCAGUAUGCUAGCAGAUGGAUAUUCUUCAGUGUGAGUCCUGAAGUGGGAGGGGCAUAUUGGUUGUGGUUUGCUCCGCCCACCUCAACGACAUUUCAAAAAACUAAAUAAAGUUUGACUCUGUUGGGUUCCUCCACCCUCCAUGUGUGCACAUACUGCUUAUUAAAAAAGAAAGGAUUACA